This is a messenger RNA of Oreochromis aureus, 1707 nucleotides long. RefSeq names its product gastrulation brain homeobox 1 (gene gbx1). The transcript has 2 exons. Lineage: Eukaryota; Metazoa; Chordata; Actinopteri; Cichliformes; Cichlidae. Bases 281 to 1246 code for a protein of 321 amino acids. Gene Ontology annotation, biological process: regulation of nervous system development; regulation of transcription by RNA polymerase II. Gene Ontology annotation, cellular component: nucleus. The record is from RefSeq and is a predicted model, not a curated record. Gene Ontology annotation, molecular function: RNA polymerase II transcription regulatory region sequence-specific DNA binding; DNA-binding transcription factor activity, RNA polymerase II-specific.
UUGGAAAGAGGGGACAGAUAGAAAGAGGGAGCGUGUGUUUAUGUCUCAGUGUGUGACAAAUAAGAGGGAAAAGGUAGCGCUGGUGCACACAACAAAGCGUCCGACUGACUGAAGCAUUUAGAGCGCAGAUAUCCGAAGAAGAGGUCUACUUCCAGGGAUGACAACACAGCAGAGGAUCUACUUUCAAUUCACGCUCUCUUUAAACUGAAAGUUUUGCUCGUCGUCGACGGAAGGACAUUUGCUUUCAAGUUUUCACCGAACCAAAGUGUUUGCCUGCAAAAUGCAGCGACCAGGCGGGCAAGGGACGGCGUUUUCAAUCGAUUCCCUGAUAGGGACCCCUCAGCCCAGACCGGGACACCUGCUCUACACGGGCUAUCCUAUGUUCAUGCCGUACAGACCUUUGGUUAUCCCACAAGCUUUAUCCCAUUCCCCUUUAUCGUCUGGUAUACCUCCACUCGCGCCAUUGGCUUCUUUUGCGGGACGACUCACCAACACGUUCUGUGCCAGUUUGGGACAGGGGGUGCCGUCCAUGGUUGCGCUCACAACAACGAUGCCAAGUUUCUCGGAUCCCCCGGACAGUUUCUAUCCACCACAAGAGCUGCCUGGUCCACGUUUAAGCGCUGCCGACCCGGGAGCAAGAAGGCAAGAAAGCCCACACUCCGAGGAGCUGCACAGCCGGGAGAAGAGCUCUGAGAUGCUCAACUUCUCGGAAACUUUUCAGACAAUAUCAGGCGAGACCAAACUCUACAGUUCAGACGACGAGAAGCUGGACCUAAAAUCAGCAGACACAGUUUGCAGCGACCGAGAGGACAGCUCCGCGGACAGCGAGAACGAAAGUUUCUCGGACGGCAACAACUGCGGCGCCCUGUCCCAGAAGAGCAAACUAAAAACGGGCUCGCAGGAGGCGCUACCGACCGGCAGCUCAGCAGGGAAGAGCCGGAGGAGACGAACAGCUUUUACCAGCGAGCAGCUGCUCGAACUCGAAAAGGAGUUUCACUGUAAAAAAUACCUUUCUCUGACUGAACGCUCCCAGAUCGCACACGCACUCAAACUGAGCGAGGUGCAGGUGAAGAUCUGGUUUCAGAACCGUAGGGCCAAGUGGAAACGGAUCAAAGCGGGCAACGUCAACAACCGGUCGGGAGAACCGGUGAGAAAUCCCAAAAUUGUGGUCCCCAUCCCGGUGCACGUCAACAGGUUCGCUGUGAGGAGUCAGCAUCAACAAAUAGAGCAAGGGACCAGGCCAUGAACUCAGAUGAAAAUCAAAAAAAGAAUAUUAUUAGAAACACUUGACUCUAGGUUCCACUGAUUUGUUGAACGCAUGAAGCACAAAAAGGAUGAUCCAAUUAUUUUGUCUGAGGGAGAAGAGGAUUUACUCACAGACAGACCAAUUAUUUGGCAAUAUGCUCUCAUUUUUAUUUAUUGUUUCUGUUAAUAUGUAAAUAUAAAUGGGUAAAAACUGGUACAAAUGAGCACUAUGAGAUGCGACUGUAAAGAUUUUUUUAAGUAUUUAUAUGUAGGACCAAACUGUUUUGUUGGUUAUGUGCAUGUCCUCAUUUGGUGAAGCUAUUCUGGAUUAAUUUUUUUGUUUGUUUGUUUUGUGUUUCGUACAAUUUGUUGGAGACAUUUGCAUGUAACUUAAGGCGUUUUUUGUUUGGCAAGUGUAGAAACCACCUUUUAAAGCUAUUUGUGGAAGAACAAAAAAAAAUG